This is a messenger RNA of Mycena citricolor, 1708 nucleotides long. The record is from the annotation of a GenBank genome assembly. NCBI's taxonomy places the organism in Eukaryota, Fungi, Basidiomycota, Agaricomycetes, Agaricales, Mycenaceae.
GAAUGGCCCACUGACAAGUCCUUCUGUCUACGCCGCUCGCUGUCAACUCUGUUGCAGCUAUAAAGGAUGCCCUAUCUAAUGCUCACUCAUUCCACCAUUGAUACUAGACUCGCUCACACCAUUCAACCGUAGCAUGCCCUCUCAACACAUCCUAGCGCUGAUCGGCCCGGCUUGGGGUCAUGCGCUACCUUACAUUCACCUUGCCACGCGCAUGUUGGCUUCGGAUCCGGACUUGGUGCUGACGAUCGUGCAGCACAACAUCCUAGUGCCCAAGAUGGUGAAGGAGCUGGGCUCCUGUUCGUACGAUGUUAACAGGUUGAAGAUCGAGGGUGUGGGCGAUCCCGACAUGCAAUUUUCGCCCCUGGCCAUGGAAGGGAUGACCAAGCAGCUCACGUCUGGAUGGCUUGAGUUCCUCACGAAGGCAGUUGCCGGAGGCUCCACAUGGCCCAAGCCGAGGACGCUGCAUAUGGAUUUCUUUGGAGGGGCAUUUGUUAUCAAAGAAUCGAAGGCCUUGUUAGGGCCGGAAGGCAAGAUCCUGUUCUGGAACUCCGCUGGGGUCACAGCCUGCGUGGACACUUUCAGCAAAUACGACUACGGCAAAACUGCGCGUGAGAUAUAUGCUGAGGAGAGCAAGCGAGCGGGAAGAACAAUUGAGGAGAUAAUCGGCGAUGUCGCGUGCGCUGCGAAUGGCAGCGACAAACUCGAUGGACGGGCCCUUGAUAUUCUCGGUGGUCUGAAAAUAUACGACCAUGAACAUUUUGCGCAGGGCGCGGGAUCACAGCGCCAAUUUGCCCCGCUGAUGGCAUCAGCGCAAGAGAUGGCUCACUUGGUGGACGGAUUUUUUUGUCCUACUAGCAGUGCUUUGGAGCCGGUCACCGCCCCCCUCUCUCGCGAAUUUUACAAGCAGCGGGGACAAGAACUGUUCCUCGUCGGUCCUCAGAUGCACGAUGAUGAGUGGGAGGCACCCUCGGCAGGUCCCGGACCCACCGAUGAGAGAGUGAAGACAUUCUUGGAUGAAUCACGCAAGAAAUACGGCCCGAAAUCUGUUUUGUACAUCUCUUUCGGCUCUAUGUUUUUCCCCUUAGCGACCCCUCAUCUGGUCGAGGUGAUGAUUGAUGUGCUGUUGAGUCUGGAGACUGUGAUUCCCUUCGUCUUCGUCCUGGCCGGAGCGAUGGCUUCCUUGCCGAAAGAGACUAUCGAUCGCAUUCACGCCAGCGGCAGAGGACUAGUCUGUGCUCACUGGGUCGAUCAGAAAGCCAUCUUGAAAGGCGGCACGAUUGGUUGGUUUUUGACUCACGGCGGUUACAACUCGUUGACCGAGGCGCUGAGUCAAGGCAUCCCGCUCCUCUUCUGGCCGAUCGGUGCGGAGCAAGCUGUCAACGCGGCGAUCCUAUCGACAGGUCCACGUCCCAUUGGGAUCGAGCUCUUCCAGGUAUUUGCCAGCUGCUUAUCAGAAAAAUAUCCAGUGAUUCACAAUGAAAAGAUCCGAGCUGGCGCGCAACUGGGUCCUUCGCUUCGUCCGGAAGCGCCCAAGAUCACGGGCACGGUCGAGGACGCAAGGACUGAGUUCCAGCAGGCGUUCUCUGACCUCAAAGGAUCGAGAGGUGAACUCCUCGGAAAGAAUGCUGUCCGCGUCGGAGAGUUGUGGCGUGAGGAGAGAAUCAACGGAGAACCCGUCCAGGAGAUCGCGAGGCUUACCAGGUUCUGA